Messenger RNA from Micropterus salmoides (largemouth bass), 2575 nucleotides. RefSeq names its product zinc finger protein 675-like. Gene Ontology annotation, molecular function: DNA-binding transcription factor activity, RNA polymerase II-specific; RNA polymerase II cis-regulatory region sequence-specific DNA binding. The transcript has 3 exons. Bases 871 to 1665 code for a protein of 264 amino acids. NCBI's taxonomy places the organism in Eukaryota, Metazoa, Chordata, Actinopteri, Centrarchiformes, Centrarchidae. The record is from RefSeq and is a predicted model, not a curated record. Gene Ontology annotation, biological process: regulation of transcription by RNA polymerase II.
UCUCUGUGUGAUCUCAGAGCUGAAUGGCGGGAGGAGAAGCUCCAGGCGCUGUCGGCCAUGUUGUCUGACUGAAGGAGCAUCUGUCUGCUGAGGAGGAGGCGACAUGAGUUCUUCACAGGAGGUGGGUCUCAUUGCUGACGGCGACGACGAGUCUGCCUACAGGAUGGAGGUGGAGCAGAGGUCUCCCACAACCUCCAUGGAUGUUAACAAAACAAAGGAGUUUGUGACUGUCUCAGGUGGGAGGUCCAGCAGGAGGCUGAACAGCUGGUCCCGUAAAUAACACACCGGCUCACCUUCUGACCCCGACGAAGAGUCAGCACGCCAUCACGAGCUCAUCACUUCCCUCCCGCAAUAUCCUCAACCAUAAGGUGAAACCAGUAAAUAUUACAACAUUAAUGACUUUAAGCAUUAAACACUUAAUUUCCUGCAUUCUGGAGACAUUUUCUGCACCAGUUUAUGGAGUAAAUGUCUUUAUUUAAAUGAAAGGAAACUAAAUUAAGGUGAGAGGUGACAAUUCAAAAUACAAUGGAAUUCAGUAAUCACUUUUUGGACAAUGCAAAUUUGUUUUUUCCAUAUUUCAGUUGCAUUGCACGUUUUCUUAUUGUUUCAUUUGUUAUUUCACAUUUCUAGUUGCUGCUGUUCAGAACAUUGUUAACAAAAGCUUUCAAAAAGUGAUGGAGAGAUUCAGAUUCUGACGUGUCCCCUGCGUCCCCCAGGGAAAAUCUGUCAACUUUUAAAUGUCCCGCCCCAUCCGCACCCGAGCUUCUCCUGUCCCUCGUCUCUCUCCACCGGCAGAAAGAACGGGAGCAGAAAGUGGGCGCCUCAGAGAGACGCAGACCUCACCGCUGCCCGCUGUGUGACAAAGCAUUCAUGUCAACGCACCAGCUGAAGGAUCAUCAGAGUGUCCACACCGGAGAGAGACCAUACCACUGUGACCUGUGCGGGAAAACCUUCACUCAGUUAAGCAGCGUAAGAACGCACCAGCGCGUCCACACGGGAGAGAAACCGUACCAGUGUGACCAGUGUGAGAAAGCUUUCACUCAGCCGAGCACGUUGAAACUCCACCGGCGCCGUCACUCUGGAGAGAAACCCUACAGCUGUGAACACUGCGGGAAGAGCUUCACUGAUUCAUUUUCAUGCCGACAACACGAACACGUCCACACGGGUGACAAACCUUUCCAGUGUCAGCUCUGCGCCAAAACCUUCCUCACACAGUCGAAUCUGACGAGACAUCGGCGCCUCCACACGGGAGAGAAACUGUACGGCUGUCAGCUGUGCGGACGCAGUUUCAAUCAUCACUCCUCGUACACCGUCCACCAGCGGAUCCACAGCGGAGAGAGACCCUACCGGUGUCGGUUCUGCGAUAAAACCUUCACGUCAUCCACCAACCACGCUGAGCACGAGCGCGUCCACACGGGGGAGAGACCGUUCAGCUGUGAGCAGUGUGGGAAGACUUUCAGCCACGUCACCACUCGCCUGCUGCACAAGCGCGUCCACACCGGUGAGAAACCGCACCGGUGUCAGCACUGCGGCAAAAGCUUCCUCACGUCGUCGAACCUGGCGAGACACGUGCGGACUCACACCGGGGAGAAGCCGUACUGGUGCGACCAGUGUAAGAAACACUUCACCUUCUCCAGUCAGCUGAAGAGACACCGCUGCGUCUGACGUCUGGGCACAGUGCUGACGUCUGCUGGACUCGAAGGAGGGUCAUGUUUCGCCAACGCAGUUUACAAUUUAAAAUAAAAAAUGUAAAUAUGUUAUGUUCAAAACAUUGAAGGAAAAUGCUAAACAUGAGUUGUUUCCUGCGUCUCCUGGGUGAGGAUUUCCUGUUUUACGCUGACGUAAAUCUAAAACGGUCAUCUACAUCAACUUGAACAGUCGGACACUGAUGGACAUUUUCACUGUGACAGUUUGAACGGUUUAGGGCUACAAAUUAUUUAUUUAUUUACUGAGUUAAUUGUUUGGUCUAAAAAAAUCCAUUGCGGUUUGUCAGAGACGAUGAAGAUGACAUCUUUUUUUUUUUUUCCCGACCAACAACCCAAACAAGAUUUGUUUAUUUUUGUUGGAGAUGAAGAAAACCAACAUUUAGAGGUGAAGCUGCAGCCAGUGACUUUCAUCACUGAGAGGGAAUGUAAAUAGGUUUUAUUUAAUAUGGAAACAUUUAUAGAUUAUUUCAGUAUGGAAAGCUCAUGAUAAAAAUCUAUUUAUUAAUUUAUUUAUGUCUGUCUGAAGUACUCCCUCCAUGUAAAUAAACGUAUGUACUUUUCGCUACAUAAAGUUCUGAAACCCAAAUAAACAGGUUGAAAAUAAUAAAAUGAGUUUUCUGUCGUUCAACUAAUUAACUAACUGCUUUAAUUUAUCAAAAUAUAUAUUUAAUGUAUAUAAUUGAUAAUGAAGAUGAUAGCUGCAGCUUGCUCAUUGAGAAUUGACCCGAAAUGCUAAAAUCUUAACUAAUUACUUGACGAAUUAAUGAUCACGUAUUAGCAGCGUCUUUAUAACUAAUGUAUUUUUAUUAGAAACUUCUUUAGUUAGCAUUUUUCAUGUUCAGCUAACAACAAAUAAAAUACAAUUUUUA